UGUCUGACAUAUUAUUAUUAUUAUUAUUAUUAUUAUUACUUUCCAUCCCCAAAGGCAAAGGCCAAAACCCAUCCUUUUUAUUUUUCUUGUGAUUGAUUCCCUGUUUGUUGUCUUCGGUUGAAUUCGAGGUCUUCGUUUCUGGUAAUCCCUCCUUCCUGGUAACAAUAUCCGUUGAGUACAUUCUCCAGGUAUUCUUUCUGUUAGCAAGGCCAGGAUGUCAGACUUGCCUCGUCGUAUGAGAGCUUGCUUGCAGUCUGGGAAACUCGCCAUGUUAGCAAUUCUUGUGUCAGGGGGAAUUGUAUUGCAAAUACUGGCAUGCGCUCUAUACAAUAAUUGGUGGCCGAUGUUAACAGUAUUAAUGUAUGUUCUACUACCAAUGCCUUUAAUCUUCUUUGCUGGGUUCGAUACUUCUUCUCUCUACUCCGAGUCAACCAGUGGUUGGAUAGAUGCAGCUAAGUUUAUGACUGGUGCAUCAACAGUUGGCAGCAUUGCUAUACCAGUUAUUCUGAAGCACUCUGGUGUAAUUGGUUGGGGAGCAUUAGCAAUGGAACUCUCAUCCUUUUUCGUAUUCGCAUUGUCUAUUUUAUGCUACCUUGGUUCGAAUGAGGAUGAUGGCUACACUAUGUUUUAAGACUUGGUGCUGCAACCUCCUGCUAUUGCUUUUGUUAAGAUCCAUUGUAAUUAUUGCAGUUGGUUUCCAUCGUGGAUGAGCUCUGAUUUGUAAUAUGUUAGUGUAAAUUUAUCAGCAUUCAUUUUGCAUUCUGUCUACCCUUGUUUGUCAAAGGAAGGAAAAAAAGAAUAUGUGGGACUAGAUAGAUAUGUUGUGUGUACUAUACAAAAUAUUCUUAUGAAGCAUAUAUGUGUAUGAUGUUUUGUGAUGAAAUAGUUAUUAUAUGAGUGACAAA
This is a messenger RNA of Erythranthe guttata (spotted monkey flower), 905 nucleotides long. Its product is annotated as Vacuolar protein sorting 55 (VPS55) family protein. Gene Ontology annotation, biological process: late endosome to vacuole transport via multivesicular body sorting pathway. NCBI's taxonomy places the organism in Eukaryota, Viridiplantae, Streptophyta, Magnoliopsida, Lamiales, Phrymaceae. The record is from RefSeq and is a predicted model, not a curated record. Gene Ontology annotation, cellular component: endosome.